AUGUGUGAUCUCCCCAGCACCAGCAACAGGAUCAACCGCAGGGUUGGUGGCAGCAAAAACGGCAACAGUAGCUGCAGCAGCACGCCUAGACUGCCUGGAGACACUUCUUCGUUCCGUUUCCAGAGGGUCUUCACAGCUUUCCACAGCACUGAUCCAAAAGAAGCUUCUGCUGAAUUUUCCGCUGGAUCUGGGAGGUCCCCGUCCUCCGUUGCGGGUGUCAGUUCGGGGACCCUGCAUUCGAAAGACUCCCUUAGAAACAGUGCAGCUUCUGAGGGUAACCCCACCAGCCCCCUGCUGUUCGGGGGGCCCUUCAGCCCUCCAACUGAUGCAUGUGAAUCGCACACCCUUCAAGAAAAGCAAUACUACAAACCACAAGGCAAGAUCCUGCAGCAGCAGAAACAGCUGCCAAAAGAGGUGCUGUUGAGUAGUCGGCAGUACGAGGCCAUGCAAGCAUCAAGCAGCACUGGCUGCCGCCACCGGCAAAUGCUGCAGCAACAGCCAUGCACCAAGAAGACGUCGCCACACCGGCACUCACAGACCCGGCUGCAGGAGCAGCGAAUUCGAGCGCAGCACGCUCAGCCGCAGCAGCCACAGUCACCGCACCGAAGGCAACAGCAGCAGCAACAGCAACACCAAGAGGGGCAGCAACAGAUGCAGGGCUCUCCAAAAGGCACCCGCAGGAGAGCACGGAGGGGAGUGCAGCGGCAUAACGAAGGAGGUAUUCAGAAGGUGCAUGUGGGUGCCGCGCCGCAGACGGGAACCGCCCUGGAGUUCCGAUCAGCACACCAGGAAAUUGUUUCCCAGGACGUCAGCCCUCGCAGUAGCAUCGGCAGCAGGGGAAUAGAUGGGAUGCAUGAUUGGCCUCAUCAGUGUCGCUCGACUCCGGUGGGCGCCUCGUCAAGGAAUGCCAUAGAGGCUGCAGAAGGGGACAGGGGACCCCGUGUCUGCCAUAGUGCAGCUGCUGCCGUUUGGGGGCUGCCAAGUGGCAUGCGUGCUCCAACUAGUCAGGGAGGGCUGACCGCAGACAAGCAGGAAUACUCUAUUGAUGCUGCUUCUCCUGGUGCUCCUGCUGCUGCUUGUGUUGCUGUUCAUUUCGGGUUGGCAGUUCGACAGCCGCUUGAGGGACCCCUAGAAGAGCAACUGAACGCGACGCAACUGUCCCCCCUAAAGCCUACAGAGUACCAGUGGAGGGAUAUCCCGCUGCAGGCGCCGGCCUUAGCUGGCACUGGGGGCCCCCAGGAAAAGAGGCAAGCGUUUUGGCAAGCAAACCCUUACGAAUACGGGGGGCCCAGGGGCCCCCACAUCCCUGUAGACAUUCCGCAAGUACCCAACCCCCACGAAGAUGCACCAGAAUGGGGGGAUGCAGAAGCAUUUGCGGCUGGCGGACCUUCCACGCGUGCAUGCACUAUGCGGAACCCAUCAGGGGCCCCUAUGGUGGCCCCCGCGGCGUCACUUCUAGGGGCCCCUGCUGGGGCCCCUGUUGAGGGCCCCGUGGAAACAGUGUACGGAUGGUCACUCCAGCAGGCUCGCUCUUAUGAAAACGAAUUAACGGAGACUCAACAAGAUGUCGUGGAACAAACAGAUGUAUGCGACUACGGCAGCGACAGCAGCUGCAGCUGCUGCCACUACGAUUGCAGUAGCAGGGAGUGUGAAGACGAGAGCAGGCGCAGCAGCUACAGCAGCGGUAGCGGGUACAGUAGCAGCCAUACCUCAGAGGAAGAACGAACUGCAGCAGACAACGGCGAAAUGGCAAGCGUUUCUUCGGGCUUGCAGCAACAAGACAGUGAAGAAACGCAAUGCAGUAGUAGCAGCAGCAGCAGCAUGCGUAGGCCCUCAGAGGAACUCACCACGGAUCACUGGAAAAUACAAGGGGUCAAUCUGCUGCUCGAUAUUGCGGCGCUCCCCACCGAAGGCGCAGCAGUAGCAGCUGCAGCAGGAGUACUAUCGGAAGAUCCUCUCUCUCCAGCUAGAAGGUGGGGGAGUAGCAGACCUCCACGGGCUUGCGUAGUGGAGCACCAGAGUCAAUCGUCUGCGCAUCCCUGCAGCAGCGGAGGCAGCAGAAGGGAGCAUGUGCACAACUCGAGUAGACAGGUCGACACAAGCUGCAAAGAUAGCAGCAGCAGCGGCAGUAGCAGCCGGGAGCUAGGUAGCGGAGGCCGGCGUCGUCGUCCUCAGCACCAAAGCAGCGACGGUUGGUCUAGAGAAGGCGUGCAGGUCUUGGGUUUGAAGCGCCUGCGUAAGGGUCCGCGUGGUGCUGUCCUUGAAGGUGGGACCCUGGGGGCUCCCCCUCGGGUUUUAAAGCUGCGGGGGAGCCUGCAAGAUCGCAUGGUGAUCUUUGAUUGGGAUGACACUUUUUUUCCUAACUCGUGGGUAGCUGCUCGGGGGUUGAGUCUUCUCUCUGCUCCCUGCGAGUACAUUGAAGCAGCGCCGCUUCUCCAGCGGCUGACACGCAGUGGCGCGAAGCUGUUGCAGGCGGCUCGCUGCGUGGGCAGCGUCGUUCUGGUGACCAAUGCAGCACCAGGGUGGAUUGAAGAGACGUGCCAGCGUUUUCUACCUGCCCUCUGGCCGACUGUCCAGGCAAUGCGAAGAACCUCCGCUCGUUUUCACUUCGACGGACUCCAAAAUGAAUCCCCUUUUCUCUGGAAACGGCUGGCCUUCCGAGACGAGGUGGAUAGACACCUGAAAGAAUUUCAACACUGCCCUACCGUUCUCUCCGUCGGCGACGGGCCCCACGAACGAGACGCGCUCUUCUUUAUUUAUGGGGAGGGGAAGGAAAGAUACAAGUUCACCUGCAAAUCGCUCAAGCUCAUUGACACCCCGUCUCUGAAACACCUCAACAUUCAACAUUCUUUACUGCUGCACACACUGGAAGAUCUGUUAGGGCAUGAAGGACAUCUGGACUUGUGCGUCAAGUUCCCCCAGUACGGGGACUCGCAGGCGUCUUCCAGGACAUCUUCUUUAGAGGAGGCAGAAACAGGCUUGCGGUUUGGUGGAUUAAACCAGGGGGAUCAUGGGUUGUGGAAUUCAGUAGAAGAUCGAGAAAUGGCAGAAGAGGCCGAAAGAGAAGCAGUGAGGCUGCUCAACACCAACUGGCGACGUUGCAGCAGAAGCGCCGCCUCCCUUAUGCACAUCGACGUCCACUCUGGCUUAUCCGCAGAGGAAAACCACUGCCUGCUGCCCCACUAA
Molecule: messenger RNA, 3186 nt
Organism: Eimeria maxima
Lineage: Eukaryota; Apicomplexa; Conoidasida; Eucoccidiorida; Eimeriidae
Exons: 4
Coding region: 1-3186 (1061 amino acids)
Source: RefSeq, a predicted model, not a curated record